AUGACUACUAGGUCCAAAUCUGGAAUUUUCAAGCCAGGAGUUUUCUCAUUAGCCAUUUCUCUUUUUCUUCUCCCUAAAUCAGCUCUUGAAGCAUUACUCAUACCUAUUUGGAAAGCUGCUAUGCUAUCUGAGUUUUUGGCUCUCCUCAAGAAUAAAACAUGGAUCUUGACCACUCUUCCCCCCGGCAAGAAUCUGAUAGGAUGUACUUGGAUCUUUAAACUCAAAUUCCAUCUUUCUGGUGCUAUUGCUCGCCAUAAAGCUAGACUGGUGGCUCAAGGCUUUUCUCAACAGCCUGGUUUUGACUUCAAUGAGACCUUCAGUCCUGUUGUCAAACCAACCACCAUCAGAGUAAUAUUGAGUCUGGCAGUUAGUCUUGGAUGGAUCAUUACUCACCUAGAUGUGAAUAAUGCUUUCUUAAAUGGUGAUUUGAAGGAGGACAUAUACAUGUAG
Molecule: messenger RNA, 450 nt
Organism: Salvia hispanica
Lineage: Eukaryota; Viridiplantae; Streptophyta; Magnoliopsida; Lamiales; Lamiaceae
Source: RefSeq, a predicted model, not a curated record